GCGCACGCGGCGCACGUGCAACGAUCGUUUGACCACGUGCGCACCGUGCUCACGCUCUCUCAGUGUACUCUCGCUCUCUUCUCGUUGUGUACUGCGAGAGCUGUGGAGCUGCCGAUGAAGUAAAGAGGGGGUCGCCACUUGUCACAUCAACAGAAACAUGUGCAUCACGCGAAAGCUGCAGCUGACUCUGGCGAUCCUGAAGCCCGAUGUUUGCAAGAUCCCCAUGAAACUAGAGGCCGUUCGGCAGGUGAUCUUGGAAAAUGAUUUCAUCUUUGUCAAGAGCAAGAUGGGAACUUACACUAGGGAACAGAUGGAGAAGUUCUACGCCGAGCAUCAGGGCAAAUUCUUUUUUGAGAGACUAGCAAGCUUUAUGUCCAGCGGGCCGCUGUCAGUCCACAUAUUGGCAAAGGAGAAUGGGAUCAAAGAAUGGCGUUCACUCCUGGGACCAACACAAGUGUUCAGGGCUAUUCACGAUGCCCCGAAUUCCAUUCGAGCACGGUUUGGCCUGACAGACACACGGAACGCCGGUCAUGGAUCAGAUUCUGAGGAGUCGGCCAGGCGCGAGAUCGGCUUCUUCUUCCCGGAGUUCGACCAGGACAUGUGGUACCUGGACGAGGAGCAACGCUGGCGACGCGCGAAGCUCGUCUUUGACCUAGAACGAUGCGAGCACAUAGUGGUCGACGAGCAGGAACAGCAGCGCAGCACCUAAGGUCCUGCUUCCGUGUGGUGCUGAACUUCGCACUGUACCAGGGAGAGUGCUCUCAGGCGAUCACUUUCGGUGAUAGUGUAGCUUUCUCAAGAUAUUGCGGGACCCGGCCCUCACCAUGAGCUUCUUUCUUGCUUUGGCCUGUGCAUCCAGUGUCGAUACUCGUGAAAUCUUGCAAAAGUGAUGUCCUAGGGAUACAUCCCCAGCUCAAUAAUAAGCGCCUCGCACUGCCCACUUCAUUUUGAAAACUGGGCCUAUUCAUUGUAAACUAAGAUCAACUAAGAUCUUUCUGUAUUGCUUUUGGAAAAGGAUGAGAUGACGCCAACGCUUCGCGUCUGUUGACUUCGACGCCAAAAUGCGCAGCCGGAUGCUUGCUAUGCCGACAUAAAGUAGCGCCUACUUAGCAGCAGCAGCAAGAUAUGCAUGUACAGUCGCGUCCAACAUGAAUUGCAACAUGUCGCCCAUGGUCAAAAUGGCACCAACUCUACACAUUGGCAUCCAAAUAUAAAAAAUUGCUGAAGUAAACAUUGUUUCAAUCGCUGGUACUUCCUAAGCUAAUUUACCAUUUGCCCGUGUCAUUGUAUCAGCGGGUCCCUUCAGACAUGCUCACUGUGUUGCAACUCAUAUUGAGUGCGACUGUACCGGAUGUGUUCUGUGAAAUUCAUUACAUCAGAUCGUUGCAAUGUCUUGCAUGAAAUUUUUGCCACAUCAAAUUUACGGCUAUUAUUAGGUUGGUAUACCAAUGUGUUUCGAGAUUUAACCAUUUGCAGUUCCUACAUAGCGACGCUCUUUUUCAAUCAAAUCAUGUAUUGUUAACUUUUUUUUGGUUCCUAUUUUGCUUCUCUAAAACAGCACCAUUUGGAUUUUCAUACCCUGCAUGCAAGAUUUUCAUAUUGCUUCUGUAGGACUAAUCUAGGAGGUGUAAGCACUAUUUUUAUGUACAUACUUUUUAUGAACCUCUGGCUAAGCACAACUACAGCAUAUGGCAUUUUUGCUCAAUGAGUUUGCCAGUAUGCAACCAAGCCACAAUAUCUGUAAUGAUGACUGGCACGUGUGUCCUACCAAGCGAAAGCAAGAAGGCACAUAUUUUCGUUGGCGUUAAUGGUUUAUUGGCACUGUUUUCGACAACAGUGUAUUCCCAGGCCUCCUCCACACACAAUUUCUGACCGAAUUCAACUUGCCUCAGGUAGGGCCCUUCUUACAGCUUGCCACUUAACACACAGCCCAGUUAGAUAACCGAGGUGAAGCGGGAAGGUUGCGUGAAUAAGCAAUAGAACUUUGCAACAUUCCUCCAAUUCCCUAGAGCAUGCCUAGUCUAAUUCUGUUGGAACAUUAACUUUCAAGUUGAAUUUUUGCAAGGAAGCAUCCCUUUGCGACCUGUUGUCGAGCCCCUCCCGACAACGCAACACAGCCGCAGCGGUCUGUUGUCAGGCACUGCUGGACUAGCUCUUUUGUGGUUGAUUCAUGUGCGUGUUUUCUUACUGCAUUGUGCCCCAACUUUUAACAGAGUAGGUAAACUUUUUUUUACAUGAGCUCUGCUUUUCUUAGUUUCUGUCCAGAAUUGACAGAAGGGGGGUAAAGGCCUAAAAAGGCAUUAAAAAAAUGCAACUGUCUUCAAACACAAUGCAAUGGCUGAGUUGUGUACUAAACUGCUCUUAGCGCUUAAAUGGGGAAUGCAUGGAUCUUCUGCAUGGUUUCCCGUUUAAGUUCGUAAAAAAAUUAAUAAAUAAAACGGUUCACAACAUAUGUCAUUGGGAACCUGAAAACAGUGCAGGACGGCACUCGGAAUAGAACUGACAAGACAGGCCACUUGGACUUUGUCAUCAGGACUGAAGUGACUUAACGAUACUAUUCCAUUGUCACACGUUCUCGUCAGAGACGCUGCACCUGCACUGUCGACAGAACAGGCCAGGUGUGAACGACAGAUUACAAGUGGCAUAGAAUUGCAAUAUUAUACUGGCAGCGGCACUCAAAGCUGUGUGCACGAUGCAAGCACUGGCAUGCUUAAGCUGCUUUUGAGUGACGAAAGCUUGUUUCAUUACUUAGGCUCAGGGAUAGACGAGAUUAGUAUUGCACACCCAAUAUGGCAAAAACGACACCCUUUUUUUUAUCUCCAGCUUAAAGUGCUGUGUGCUAACUAAAUAUUCACAUGUCCAAGCAUCUGCAGAGUUAUUGCCAGGAUGAAUACCAGGAUUAUAUAUGCGUAUUACAAAAACAAAACGUACACGGUGGCUUUUAUUCUGCUGGUACUGUGCUGUCAAAAGCAGGAAAAAUGGGUGUGGCAAACAGUAGGCAACUGCCUCUCUCCAGACUUCUUAAUGACUCUCGUUGUGGAUACUUGGCUGAGCAGAUUAGCGACUGUUAAUUACCUCCCCUGCCUCCGAAACAAGCAUUUCACGUGUUACCUAGACAAUUUCAACAAUGUGCACCAGCACACAGUUAACACUGAAGGAGUACUAACUAGCAUGAUAACUUAUUUUCUUGCAUUCGAUGAAAUGCUGGCAAGCACUAGAGCUCCCUAACUAAUCUACAAUAAAUGCUUGUUACUAGUACAAAUUUGUUGAGACUUCGGUACUGAGGAGGCGGACGCGUGAUGCUAAGUCCUUCGUUGUGAUCACUGUGGCUACCAUGCCUAAGCGCAGUCAGAUGAAAUG
Messenger RNA from Rhipicephalus sanguineus (brown dog tick), 3360 nucleotides. RefSeq names its product nucleoside diphosphate kinase 6 (gene nmdyn-D6). Lineage: Eukaryota; Metazoa; Arthropoda; Arachnida; Ixodida; Ixodidae. The transcript has 6 exons. The record is from RefSeq and is a predicted model, not a curated record. Gene Ontology annotation, molecular function: nucleoside diphosphate kinase activity. The coding region runs from base 158 to 709 and encodes 183 amino acids. Gene Ontology annotation, biological process: UTP biosynthetic process; GTP biosynthetic process; CTP biosynthetic process.